UAAUGCAUCGUUAUAUGAUAAUACUUGGAGUGUUGACCGAGCUGUUGAUGGUCUCAUCGGAGGCUGGAAUUGUCCACAUAGAUGUUGUACCGCUAUUGUAAGGCCAUGUUCGCUCCUAUUAGAUCUACAACAAAGCUAUCUUGUGAAGCGCAUCGUACUUAAAGGGAGAACAGACACAGCAUACGAUCAGUUUGAAAACAUUAUAAUGUAUAUUGGUAAUGACGUCAGUCAAAUGGUUGAACGGAAGUUCUCUGAAGUAAAUAAAACCGUACGAACCUGUGUGUUAAGUCCGCCACAAGCUAUGCAAGCAAUAAUCGUGAUUGGUCAACGUGGAGGAGUUUAUAUGACAAUAUGUGAAAUAGAAGUUUACAGACAACAAGAUUGCGUAAAUGGAACCUAUGGUCCUGAUUGUAACAAAACAUGUCAUUGUGUGGACGGACCUUGUGACGCUAUAACUGGUGCAUGUGGAACAGGGUGUAAGAGAGGCUGGAGAGGGUCUGCCUGCAAUGAAACUUGUGCAGAUGGAUCAUAUGGUACUAACUGUUCAUUAACCUGCAGCGCAUUUUGUCGCAACAAUCGCCCAUGCCAUCAUAUUAAUGGGACUUGCAUCGAGGGUUGUGCAGAUGGAUAUGACUUUUCCACUGACAAAACGUGUAAUACUCCCUGUGGUCACAGAAGGUACGGUCGAGAUUGCUCAUCAAUCUGCAGCGAAUAUUGUCACAAUAAGCAGACAUGUCAUCACAUAAAUGGGACAUGUCCUAACGGUUGUGGAGAUGGAUAUGAUUUCAACCUUGACAAAACCUGCAAUACAACUUGCAAAAACAGGACAUUUGGUAAAAACUGUUCAAUGGACUGCAACUGUGAUAAAUGCCACCAUAUCAACGGUUCUUGUGCCAUUUUUGAGCAGCUAUGCGACACUGGGUUCAAGAUUGACAAAGAUAUCUGUCAACGUAUGUUGUAUUAA
Dreissena polymorpha is the source of this 964-nucleotide messenger RNA. Its product is annotated as multiple epidermal growth factor-like domains protein 10. Gene Ontology annotation, molecular function: scavenger receptor activity. The transcript has 6 exons. The coding region runs from base 206 to 964 and encodes 252 amino acids. Lineage: Eukaryota; Metazoa; Mollusca; Bivalvia; Myida; Dreissenidae. The record is from RefSeq and is a predicted model, not a curated record.